Messenger RNA from Dentiscutata heterogama, 337 nucleotides. The record is from the annotation of a GenBank genome assembly. NCBI's taxonomy places the organism in Eukaryota, Fungi, Glomeromycota, Glomeromycetes, Diversisporales, Gigasporaceae.
ACAAGCACCAAAGAAAAAGAACUCACCACACAAUAUCGAAAGUGUUCAAGAAAAAUUUACCACACAUCGCCGAAAUGCACAAAGACAAGCACUAGAAAAUUUACUACACAAUGCUGAAUGUGCCCAAGGACAAGCACCAGAAAGUUUACAUACAAUGCCAAAUAUGCCCAAGGACAAUACCAGAAGGUUUACAACGCCAAGGACAAACACCAAAGAUUUAUACACUGAAAAAAUGCCCGAGGACAAACACCAGAAGAUCCACAAUACUGAAUUGAGAAUUCACCUUAUAUUGCUGGGAGAGCACAGAGACACACUAUAUAAUGUCAAAAGUUCCUAG